GCCUUUCGAAGAUUACAGCACAGUUUCUACGCGGCGGGCGCACCUCGGGCGGCGGGCCGGGGCGGGGCCCCCAGCGCACGGCCCGCGGGGCCGGGGGGCCGGGCCCGGGGCUCCAGGUCUCGGAACCGCGGGGCGGAGCAGUGCGUUCCGGCCCCGGGGCGUGGCCCGCGCAGGUGCGGCGAGAGGCUGGAGUUUCACUGAAACUUAUCCGGUUCUUGGGAGGCGUGCGCGCAGGCUCCAAUCAGGGGCAGGCGGGAGGGUGGCUUCCUACCUGAGCAGAUCGGCGAGGGGAACUCUUGAGUUUCGGGGCUGUGGCGGCGGCGGGCUCCCCGUCCGCCCGGCGUCGGCGCUGCUGGAAGGAUGCGAAGCCGGAGCGCGGCGUGGCUGCUCGGGGGUGUCCUCCUGCUGGCGGCCUCUGCCUCCUGCAACCGCACCGUCCCAGGAAACAAGAGAUUGUCUAAAGGAAGAAGCCUCAUCGGCAGCGUGGCUGACUCACCUGUGGUCAGUGGCAGAGGAGUGACGGUGAAACCAGGCUUUUCCGUGGAUGAGUUUUCUACCUCCGUCCUCACUGGAAAGCUGACCACUGUCUUUCUUCCAGUUGUCUACACGAUCGUAUUCGUGGUUGGUUUGCCAAGCAAUGGCAUGGCCCUGUGGGUCUUUCUUUUCCGAACAAAGAAGAAGCACCCCGCUGUGAUUUACAUGGCCAACCUGGCCUUGGCCGACCUCCUCUCGGUUACCUGGUUCCCCUUGAAGAUCGCGUAUCACAUCCAUGGCAACAACUGGACUUACGGGGAGUCUCUUUGCAAGGUGCUUAUUGGCUUUUUCUACGGCAACAUGUACUGCUCUAUCCUCUUCAUGACCUGCCUCAGCGUGCAGAGAUACUGGGUCAUCGUGAACCCCAUGGUGCACCCCAAGAAGCAGGCAAACAUUGCCAUCGGCGUCUCCCUGGGAAUAUGGCUGCUCAUUCUGCUGCUUACCAUCCCCUUGUACGUCGUGAAGCAGACCGCCUACAUCCCGGCCCUUAACAUCACGACCUGCCACGAUGUUUUGCCAGAGGAGGUGCUGGUGGGAGACAUGUUCAAUUACUUCCUCUCUCUGGCCAUCGGAGUCUUCCUGUUCCCAGCCUUCCUCACGGCCUCGGCCUAUGUGCUCAUGAUCCGGACCCUCCAGUCUUCUGCCAUGGAUGAGAGCUCGGGAAAGAAGAGGCGGAGGGCCAUCAAGCUCAUUGUCACCGUGCUGGCCAUGUACCUGAUCUGCUUCACCCCCAGUAACCUUCUGCUCGUGGUGCACUACUUCCUGAUCAAGACCUGGGGCCAGAGUCACGUCUACGCCCUGUACAUCGUCGCCCUCUGUCUCUCCACCCUCAACAGCUGCAUCGACCCCUUUGUCUAUUACUUCAUCUCACAGGACUUCAGGGAUCAUGCCAAGAAUGCGCUUCUCUGCCGGAGCGUCCGUACUGUAAAGCAGAUGCAGGUAUCCAUCUCGUCAAAGAAAUUCUCGGGGAAAUCCAGCUCUUACUCUUCGAGUUCAACCAGUGUCAAAGGCUCCUACUGAGUGGUCCGGUUCCUCGGUGGAAGUUCUGCUGGAGGCUUUGGAGCCUGCUUACCAUUCCGGAGAUGCUUCUGUUGUUUCCUAACCAAGUAGGUUUCACCACAUACCAUGCAUAUGCAGCACCUCUCAGGGUGGCUGGAAGCUUCCCUGUUUGCAUGAGGAAAGUCCCCCCAAUUCACGUGGAAUGUCAGUUUCAGAAUUCCUCUACUCAGGGGCUCCCAGAAAUGGAACUGAUCAAAGCAGACUUUUCAGACGGUGCAGAAAAGACAGAAGCCCCAUGAAGUGCAAAGACUAGUCUUGGCGUGAAGGCUUAAGUUUUUAGCUGCAGCUACGUUUCUUUUACAUCUGGGGUCGGCCCAGAUGUAUUAGGGCUUCAGGGCCCUCAGAGAUGAUCAGUACAGUUGACUGGCUAUACAGAUGGGGAAACUAAAGAGGUGGGGGAGCUGCCGCAAGUCAGGUUUCCAACCAACGGCAACAAGUUUGAAGGGUGGGGUUCUUGUACCACUUCAUCAAAAUCAUUGUGCAUCUUGUUUGAAAAUGUAGAUUUAUCGUACUCAGGAAUCAGAGCUCAGAGUCUGGGGCAGGGCCCAGGAACCUGCAUUUUAACAAGUCUUUCUUACACUCCAGUGUUUGGGAACCUUUGGUCUGGGUACUGCUUCCACUUGACAAGGAGCCAUGGCAAUUUUUGAAAAAUGAACCAAAACAGAACGUUUUGUAUCUCUUUCCCGUCCAGCUCAGAACAAAGUCUGUUCAUUGACUCAUUGGGACUUCCAAUCAUUUCUUUAUUAAUGCUUUGAGCUUUUGUAUGUAUCGUUAUCACUUCAAGGAAAAUACGACGAGCAUUUUAAAUGUGGAAAAGCUAAUUUUGUGUCUUUACUGACUUCAGUGAAAUCUUCAGGUUGUCUGAAUAGUAGAUUUUUUCACAACUAAGAAUAGUGUUUACCACCUAGUAUUUUUAGAAAUUAUUGGACUAUUUAUUGUCAGUUUUGUUGACUUUUUAUCAAAUAUGAAAUGAUAAAGCCGUCUCUUGAGUUUGAACCACAUCUGUUUGGAAGAGAACACUAAAAUAGAGAUGAUUUGCAAUGUAUUUUAAAAGGUACUUGACUCCAAGCUGACUUUAUGCAACUGUUGUAUUUGUGACCUUUUAAAAUAAUUAUUUUACUGUAUGAUUGAUUUAUAAAUAACACAUGACUUUUAUUUUUUACUGCUUAUCUCUGAAUUGUGUGGUUUUUGCUUUCAUUUUUGUUUUCAAUGAACGGAGAGUAGGGAAAUAAAGGCAUCACUCUUCUAAGAAGAAAUGAAAGUGAUUCUCACAUCUUAUUCUUUAUGUAAAGAGGGUCAUAUUGUACACAUUGCUCUGUAAUAAUUAUUUUUCUUUUAACUACAUUUUAGAAUUCUUCACAUGUCUGCAUCUAUGGAUUGACCUCCAUUUUUAAAGGAUACAAGCUACUUAAUAUUUUGGGUAUAUUGUGAGGUUUUAGUCAUGUGGUCAUUUCCAUACUUAUGGCUCCUGGAGUUGUUUCUCUCUCCCUCUCUUUUUUUCUCUGUUAAAACAGUGCCACACUGAACAUCCGUAUGUAGGCGUCUUUGUGAGUAUUUCUGUAGGAUGAGGGCUUCUUGAUGGCUCAGCUGGUAAAGAAUCUGCCUGUGGUGUGGGAGACCUGGGUUCGAUCCCUGGGUUGGGAAGAUCCCCUGGAGAAGGGAACAGCUACCCACUCCAGUAUUCUGGCCUGGAGAAUCCCAUGGACUGUAUAGUCCAUGGUGUCGCAAAGAGUCGGAUACGACUGACCGACUUUCACUUUCAUUGUAGGAUGAGUUCCAGAAAGUAGAAUGGCCAGGUCAGAAGUUGGGUGCUCAUUUUAAAUUUUGGUAACACUUGCCAAAUGGCCUUCAGUAGUGUAUACUUCUACCAAAAAGUGUGUUUGCACUUAUUUCCAGAAAUGCUCAUCCAUCAGUCUUUUGAAAUGUUUGGAAAACAUCUGUUGCAUUAGUUCGUAUUGAGGCAGCAGGGCUCCCGCCAGGCAAGGUUGAAUUCUGACUCCGUCAUGUCUUUGUUUUGGUUUCCUGAGGAAGAUGCUUCUCUGUGCCUCAGUUUCUUGUUUGUAAAAUGCAGGUUAGGAUGAAACGUUUGGCACGUCCUCAUAAGUUUAAUGUAGCAUUAUUACUGUUCGUCUCUGACGACAGAUGUGAUCUCAUUUCUGGUCUGCCGCCUUUCGCUUCUUGGCCAGAUGCACCCUGCCUUCCUUGCCGGCUCAGCUCUCCGUCUCAUGGCAGGCUUCCUCAUGGUCGGCUUGCUUCCAUUUUACAGGUGGGAAAGCAAAAGAUGGCCUACCCAGGGUAAAAGCGAGCAGAAACAAAUGGCUCACAGGCUGAUCCAGUGGAAAGCAUUUUUUUGGUCUUUGCUAUUUCUUUGUUAUCAUUUUUAUAAUACAUGCUGAUAGUAAAAAAAAAAAAAAACCAAACAAUAAAAAUAUAUAAAAUGAAAAAUGUACUUCUUUGCCACUCCUGUCCAUUCUUAUCUCACAAAGGGAACUAAUGUUUACAAUUGUUUAUAGAAAAUGUAUGUACUUUGUAUGUAUGUUAUACUCUUUAAGAAUGAAUGUGUUUGUGUAUGUAAAUACAUAUACGUACAUGUAUAUGCCAACUUCUAAAUUAAUUCACAUGGAUCUUCCUCCUUUUGUUCAGUGACGUAUUCCGUACCUGAGUGAUCAUAAUUUUAAUCCCUACCCUAUGGAAGAAGGCUUUUUCUUGGUUCAUUUUCACCAAAUCUGUGAAUCUACAUGAAGGAAGUGUACAAGAAAUGAUCUGGGAAAUAGAAUCAUAAGAGCGUCUGUUUGCUGAAUCAAA
Molecule: messenger RNA, 4398 nt
Organism: Cervus elaphus (red deer)
Lineage: Eukaryota; Metazoa; Chordata; Mammalia; Artiodactyla; Cervidae
Gene: F2RL1
Product: F2R like trypsin receptor 1
Exons: 3
Coding region: 361-1554 (397 amino acids)
Biological process (GO): phospholipase C-activating G protein-coupled receptor signaling pathway; thrombin-activated receptor signaling pathway; blood coagulation
Cellular component (GO): membrane
Molecular function (GO): thrombin-activated receptor activity
Source: RefSeq, a predicted model, not a curated record